AUGGAGAGACUGAUUCAAAUACUGACUUCUCCUCAGCCAUUUCCCGACUUCCACACCCCUUUCAUAGUGGACGACUCUUUUGAUUCCUCAGUCUUCGUUGGAGAGCAUUUUGCCAAUCAGUUCCAGGACGGCUUCGAGGACAAACCUGGUCAACUCUUCUCCAUGUCCAGCUAUGAUAAAGUGGGUCAAGCAGGGCUCAUCGAAGUUCAAACUCCCUCUGCCGUUCACAAUCCAAUGUUCUAUGGGUCUUUUUCACAAGCACCUUAUGAUCAUCACCCUCUUCUCCAUCCUGGCAACGUUCAAGAAACCGACAUUCAAUAUGGGCCAGGAAGCGAUUACCAAUCUGAGAACAGCUUUGAACACGGCAAGCCCUCCAUUGUGGAUUGUCGGGAAGGGAAAGAUGCAAAUGUGAAGCCUUUCAAUGCGGCGCAUCAACGCGCCCUUUCUGCUCAAAACAUCCCAAUGAAUACUUUGAAACGCAAGGCCUCAAGCGUUGACGAGUUUGACGACCCUCCAGCUCACAAAAAGGCAAUCAUCGCUCAAGUUCAUGUCCAAGAUCCAAAUGGCGAUUAUUAUGAUUUGAGUGGACAAACCACCCCUUACUCACCGUUUGUGCCCACUCCCACCGGCAGUACUGGCUACCCAGCUUGUGCUCCCAAUGGCUCUUCCCCGAGACCUUCUGGUCACCACUAUUCAACCUCUACCGCAUCCCAGGUGUCUUUGGCUGCUCCAUCACCACACACUCCGGUUUUCAGCCCUUCCUUCACCACGGUCAAGAGUGAACAGAGUCCAGGGGCUCCAAUGACUCCUAUCCCCCGACCCACUUCGACCAGCUCCCCUCUCAAGUCGACCAUCCCAAAGUUGGUUCGUACCUCGACCAUUCAGCAAUCUCCUCCAGGAGUCUGCCCGAGUUUGGUAAUGGGACAAGCCCAGAAUUUCAAUCCCUAUGCUAUGCAUCCUCUUAAAGCCAACCUCAAACUGAAGGGCGAUCUCGAGACAAUGAAAGAGAACUGGACUCCUGAAGAACGCGAGGCACGUCGACGACUGGUCGAAUUCAAGCGCUGUCAACAGAACAGUACCAUCACCGCUGAAUUCAAGCCUGUGGCACCUGCAGAUCGUCAGCCCAGCAGCAUUUGCAUCAGCUGUAUCUGGUGGAAGGAAAGGAACGAGUACUACGUGACUUCCGUCGAUACGAUUUAUCUCCUCGAAGCUUUGGUCGGUGUUCGUUUCACGGUCGAAGAGAAAAAUCGUAUCCGCCGCAAUCUGGAAGGCUUCCGACCCAUGACGGUCUCCAAAGCCAAAGCUGACAGUGAAGAGUUUUUCAAAGUCAUCAUGGGGUUCCCUCACCCGAAGCCUCGCAACAUUGAAAAGGAUGUCAAAGUUUUCCCAUGGAAAACCUUGUCCACCGCUUUGAGGAAGAUCAUCUCCAAGUACUCAGCGAGUUACUCUUCAACAGCAUCUUCUCUCCUCACCCCCGCUUCGUCAGUUUACUCGAACGGAGAGGGUAUUACCGACUACCACUAUCCCCCAACACCUCAUCCAGAAUAUGUUGCUACCUCGGGUGCUCCCUACGGUGUCAAUCCUGAAAUGGCAUGUAUGCCGGGACCAGGACCAAUGCGCAUGACGGCACCAGUUCCCGAGUUGCAGCUACAAAUGCCUCAGUAUGAUGUCAAUGGCCAUUACAGAUACCAAAAUAUGGGGCCGAUCCCUCAGGGCACUAUGGCCAUGCCACCUCAUCCCAUGACCGCACCUGUCACCAGAAUGCCACCCUGGGAAUUUACCAACUUUGUCAACGAUAGUCCCGUUACAAUGGCUCCUCAGAGCGCGCCACCGACCGCCUAUCCACGUGGUACCAUGGAAACGGCCGAAUUUGUUCCCGCAAUGCACUAUCCCCCCCACUAA
Messenger RNA from Rhinocladiella mackenziei CBS 650.93, 1902 nucleotides. RefSeq lists its product as uncharacterized. The record is from RefSeq and is a predicted model, not a curated record. The transcript is spliced from 2 exons. The coding region runs from base 1 to 1902 and encodes 633 amino acids. Gene Ontology annotation, cellular component: nucleus. Lineage: Eukaryota; Fungi; Ascomycota; Eurotiomycetes; Chaetothyriales; Herpotrichiellaceae.